GACGUGCAGCAUGCAGCUGAAGGCGCUUGUUGUUACUUGUUUUAGUCAAUAUUAUUAAAAAUGGCUCUAGCCAGAGCAAGGCCGGACCAAUUGCCAAAGGAUGCGGUUAUAAUCACAGAGGACCAAGCCCUCAAAUACCAAUGGAAAAUUAUAACAGCCUGGGAUAAGUUGGGCGAUGUUUGGGCGUUACGCUACUCAUCCGGCGUACUUAGCGCCAUGGCCGCCGUCACAGGUGCUUAUAUCAAUAAUCACUAUAGGACAAAAUUGCGUUUGGGAAACCAAGGACGACUCUCAAGUUAUCUGCCAAUUGUUGCUGUGCCGGCAAUAUUCACCAUGCUAACGCAUAAGUUUUUUAUACAGCGGCCCAUCCUGAUAAAUCCUAUGGGUGAAUGCCCAGUGUGUAUACAAGUACGGAGUGCUGCCUUUCAAACUGGCCUGGGAGUUGUAUAUCCCACAAUAUUAGCUCCAUUUGCUGCAUUUAUGUUUGCCACCCGCUGCUACACGUAUCGUUUGCCUUCAAUAACAGAGAAUCCUCGUGAAGUCUUUAUGUUGUGGCGAAAGUUUACUCGCCCAUUAGCUCCCGUUUUGGGUUCUAUUCUUGCUUUCCAUGCUCUGUUGGCCAUGUUUUUGACGGGUAGGGAAGAGAAAGAAAACUUUGGCAUUAUGUUACGCCUUAAAGAAAUCGAACAUGAGCUGGAGAUGAAUGAUAUGCCGCAGCGAGUAGAUUUUUAAUUAUUAACAAGGUUCGCUCUUAGAGAAA
This is a messenger RNA of Drosophila willistoni, 760 nucleotides long. RefSeq lists its product as uncharacterized. Bases 61 to 732 code for a protein of 223 amino acids. The record is from RefSeq and is a predicted model, not a curated record. Gene Ontology annotation, cellular component: mitochondrion. The transcript is spliced from 2 exons. Gene Ontology annotation, biological process: mitochondrial respiratory chain complex I assembly. Lineage: Eukaryota; Metazoa; Arthropoda; Insecta; Diptera; Drosophilidae.